AUGGCCAAGAACAUCUUUACCAUCUCCCCUAUUUCCUAUGGUGAUCCCUGCCAUGAUCUGUAUUUCCACGUGAAAUCACCAGACAACGUCAUAAGAAUGUGUCUCCCACCACCAGAGCCCACUGAUGAACAGGUGGAGCAGCACAACAAGGCCACCAUAAACUACCUGAAGCAACUGCUGCCGGUGGCCUGGUCCCACAAUUCCCUAACCACCCUCAAGCUCAUCUUCAAUCUCAACUCCUUCGAUGGUCCUGGAGAAAAAGAUUUUCCGGCAGCCUUCUACGCGGCCGCAUCCUGGCUCCACCACAACCACCCCAAGACGCUAUUAUGCAACAUCCCCUCCUUUGCCAGCUCCGGCUCCUUCUACCUCUCGAUAGCUCGUUUGUGGGACCUUGUCGAGAUUCUCUACGGCCUUCUUCUAGAACAAGGCCAAGAAUCUGCGGCGCAGACGCUCUACCGUGACACGCACUAUAAGUUGUUGCACGACCGGGUUAUGGAGUUCUUGGCGGAGCAGUUAAAGUCUGAUAUUGACAAAUUGAAGCAGCACAGACUGAAGAUGGAAUUGGAAUCUGAAGAUAAUGAUAAACUGCUUCUCGUUAGCCAGGCUGCAAAAUGUUGCACUCCCAGCAGCCCUGAACAAGUCCAGGCCACCCGCGCUGUUUUGUUGUCUGAAAGCCUUGGGAGGAUUCUUUUCCCGCAAGAAUCAGAUCAAUCAGAAGAAUGGGAACGGCUUAGGAAGGAGUUUUUGGAGCCCUUGACCGAAUAUGUAAAAGAUAAGGAUGUUGGGGAAGCAGCUGAGAUUCAGUGGAAGGCAAUGAUGGAGAACAUGUACCAGGGGGAGAACAAAUUUAAGGACUGCUUGGCAGUGUGUAACAUCACCUACGAAAUGACUGCAUCAUCAAUCACAGAAUUGGCGGCAAGUUUGGGAAUUUUGGUGUCUGAAUUGAGUGAAGAGCCGGCAUGGAAAGGAAAGGUGAUCACUCUGGGUCCAUUGCCUGAUAAGCUGCCGCUGCUGCAUUCGAUACAAGGCAGUGAUCUCAAGUCCAGGUACGACUUUGUGAUCAGCACAUGCAGCAACAGGUACAACGAGGGUGUUGAUUUUGAUCAGGUGUGUGAUUUGAUUCUGGAAGUGGCUGUGAAUAAUAACUUGAAGGCGGAGCAGAUGAUCAAGAAGGUGUUUGUGGUCACCGACUCCGUAAGAUUUGGUGGCAGCACAUCCUGGAAGACUCUGUAUGAGGCAAAACGCAGCAAUUUUAAGGAGCAGGGUUACGGGGAUGAUGCGAUGCCACACAUUUUGUUUUGGAAUAUUUGGGACUUUGGGGGGUUUAUGCCUCGUGUAGAAGAACCUCAUCCAGGAGUGACCCUCUUGAGGGGAAACUCGAAGACAUUGAUCAAGUCCUUCUUGGAUAAUGGUGGGGAAAUUGACCGGCAUCAGCUCCUGGAAGCAGCCAUUGCCGACAAAGAGUAUCAAACUCUCUCUGUGGUCGACUGA
Prunus avium (sweet cherry) is the source of this 1491-nucleotide messenger RNA. Lineage: Eukaryota; Viridiplantae; Streptophyta; Magnoliopsida; Rosales; Rosaceae. The record is from RefSeq and is a predicted model, not a curated record.